Messenger RNA from Sabethes cyaneus, 3442 nucleotides. RefSeq names its product zinc finger TRAF-type-containing protein 1 homolog. The transcript is spliced from 6 exons. Gene Ontology annotation, cellular component: nucleus. The coding region runs from base 551 to 1891 and encodes 446 amino acids. The record is from RefSeq and is a predicted model, not a curated record. NCBI's taxonomy places the organism in Eukaryota, Metazoa, Arthropoda, Insecta, Diptera, Culicidae.
GAGCGUUAUAUAACACAGAAAAACAUAUAGGAGCUAGCGCAUUGCGUAGUUACAAAUUGUCACUUUGAAGAUCAAGACGUGUCCGUGGGUAGCUCCGCGAGUUUUCCAUAGAAGAGCAGUCAGAAACAGAAUAAUUGAAGUUCUUUUUAUUACUGGUUGUGUAUUCUUCCUGUUCCACCACGGCCGCCAUCAUCACGGUCCGAGGGGCUUUAAUUGACUUGUCCCGUGGAAUUUCGAAAAACGCGAGUGAAGAGAUUUUGUGCGUGCAUUAUCAGUAGUAGGCGAGAAGAGUGUUUAUUUUUAGGGCGUUUUUCCUGCUGAAAAUCUUGCUGUAUGACAAUUGGUCGAGUUUUCCUUUGUUAUUUGUAAAGUUGGCUGUGAAAAAAAAAAACUUUUUUUGGGCAAACCCUUGGCUGACAUUUUGAUUUUUCGCUGCUUCUGAAAAAGUGAUUCGUAUAUUUUAUAAACUUUUGAGUAUUGUUUGCGCCCCGUCUUGGUGCAUAAGUCUAAAACUCUAGAACAAAAAAGUUUGCUGAAUUAUCACACCAAUAUGGCAGACAGUUUGGUGGAAACGCCUGCUUCCAGCUCAAGUCAUUUAAUCAAUAUUGGAGGAAUGAAUCAACUUCCUGCUGAUUUGCAACCAGGCUCGUCGUCUGGAAGCUCGUCGAUUGCCUCUUCCUCGGCUUCGUCCGUUGUUGCUUCCUCGUCCUCUUCAUCCUCAUCCUCAUCCAGUGCCUCGGCAUUAUUGAUUUCUGUGGCUACUCAACCACCGAGCCACGGUCUAAAUUUGAGUGAGCAAAUCAUGACCCCAAGUCAGGAACUGAAUCUCAGCCUUGCCAACGCUGGCAACAAUGGCGGCCAGCUAGAGUCUAAAGAGUCGCAGAAAUCGGGUCGCCCAUCGGACUGUCCCGACGAGGAUGAACCUGAAGCUAAACGAAAGAAAAUCGAUAAACCUACGACUAAAAUGAUCGAAAAGUUGGAGGCCCGUCUCGGUGGCAUCCUGUGCUGUGCCGUCUGCUUGGAUCUGCCAAGGACUGCGAUGUAUCAGUGCACAAUGGGCCAUUUGAUGUGCGCCGGAUGUUUCACCCAUCUGCUGGCAGAUGGUCGGCUGCGCGAUCAGAAUGCAACCUGUCCGAACUGUCGCACCGAAAUCAGCAAAAAUAACUCGUCCCGGAACUUGGCCGUUGAAAAGGCCGUUUCGGAGUUGCCCAGCGAGUGUCAGUACUGUGGCAACGAGUUCCCGAAUAAAUCGGUCGAAUAUCACGAAAACAAUGAGUGCGAAGAGCGGCCAACCGAUUGCGCGUUUGCCCGGAUCGGAUGCCAGUGGCGUGGACCGAUCCACGAGGUUCCGUCGCACGAAGCCAAUUGCGUGCAUCCGAAGAAAUCCGGCGCCGAAGUUAUGGUGGCUUUGCAGGCCCACGAUGCUCGUGCUGCCGAGGAGAAGAAGCUUUUCCUCACAUUGAUCGAUCUCUUGAGUUACGAGAAGAUAAUCUUCAAUGAUCUCCAAAUGAAGCCGUACCGCACGGAUGAGUACGUUCAUCGUUUGUAUUAUGAAACUUCGCGUUUUUCCGCUUUCAACCAUCAAUGGGUUGUGAAGGCUAUCAUCAACAAGAGCCAACGGGAUCCGCACCAGUCGUGCGAUCGAGACAUCACUUAUCAGUUGAUUCUGAAGUCGAAAACCACCAGUCCGCUGCCGAUGCAUUUCUUUGUGCUCAGAGGUCCAUUCUCGGAUAUUAAAGUGGACACUCAGAUCUAUAAGCAUGACUUUACCGAAACCGAAACGGAGAGUCCGUUCCAUCUGAUGCCGUUACCUGAUACGGCCGAGUGCAACCGGCUGCUGGCAGCGAAGGCGAUUAACUUCAGGCUUAUCAUGUUUUUGGCAUCGAAGUAAAUUUUCUGUGCGGAGAAGUUUCGGAUUCGUAAUAAUCGGUAACAUGUUGCAUCAACAUUUUUAUUUUAGGUUGGUUUUUAGCUUCGAAUGAACAAAAAAAAAGAAACGGAAAGAUGUUUCUACUCUUAUAGAAAAACGAGCUCGUAUAUCUUACCAUGAUUCAUUUAGUUGUGUACUUUGAAGAAAAACCAAAAUUUUCGGUUCGAAUUUAGUUGUGAUUUUCCUUCCAUGAUUAGAUUUGCUUUAGAGCGCAGAGAAGUUACGCUACUUAUACUACAUGUCGUGAACCGUGAACGACUUAUUUUUUUAAAAUUAAUUUUUCUUCAACAAAAGUAUCGCACAAACGAUUUCCAAGCAGUUAAUUAAAUAUUUGAAAUGUUUUAAAACACAGAAUGAUAACAAGAAUAAUUUGAUCUUUUGCUUUGUCAAAUAUAGAUAACAGGUAAUAGUGAACUAAUAAACGAAACCUCUUGUAGUUAUAAAACACUGCGCAUCUAAUGUAUAUUACUUACUUAUAAAACUAUAGUUCAACUGCAUUCGAAGAUUCGUUAGUUUAAUUGAGUUUUGUUUGCUUAUUAUUUCCACUACAAAGCGAAUGUAACCGGGAAUUGAAGUCCCAGCAGUUACCCUUCUCCACAGCCUAUUUGCUUAGGUGAUGUAUUUUGUUUAGCUAUUGUUUUGCACAUGCAAAACAAUAGUUAGAUGGAUCAUUGCUACAUUAAGUGGCCUGAUGGAUUCUUCAUUCGUUGUUUUACUGUAAAACUUUACAAUACUUUAAUGCAUAUAUUUAAAUCUGAAUGCCAUUCUGUACAAAUCAAUACAAUAUCUUACUAUAGGAAAUCGGCAGCCAUAUACGAACAGGGAAACCUGUUAAUAUUGAAUGACCGUUUUUACUGUUUAGUUUAAAAACGAACCACGUGCAGGUUUAGCCCACUAUAAGCUCUAUAUUUGUCCAUAAUGUUUCCGUACCGAUAAGUUUGCUAAUCAGAUUUUGUGAUACGACCAAUGCGGAGCAGGACUCGUCGGGAUAUGAGACUCUGCGCAAAGGUUCGAACAAUGAAGAAGCAUAGAAGGUGUUACUAGAAGGGAACCAUUUUUUCUAGAUUUAAUUACAUUAACUAAGCAAAAAAGAGGUUUGAUAAAAAUCAAAGAUAUAUUGAUAUAUAUUUAACUAAGUUCUAAGAUCUUUUCACAGCUGCAGCAUGUAUGUAAGAAAAUCACUUCUUCAUCCUACCACCAUAUACUCUCCAUGCAUAAGCAAAACUACAGUGCACAGUAAAUGAACUUUGCAAUAUUUUAUUUGUACUAGCAGUUAGGUGAUAGUUUAGACGUAAGUCCGAUUCUUUUCAGUCGUCUUGAUCACCGUCUAUCGUAAAGCUUUUAUCUAAUUUGAAAGAGCUUAAAGGUUUGAAUAAACAUAUUUUUUUUAUAGAAUUUAAGAAUAAACAUUAUAUUUAUAUGACCCAUAUUGCAUAGGAAAUAAGAAUAUGUCGUCUAUAAGAUGUUUUUCUCUUUUACCUAUUUUAUUUACAAUAAAAUGUUUUGUUUUAA